AUGGAUAUGUACGCCAGGGCUCAGGGCAAUCGAAUGAAACCAAGAAUAUCAGUGAAAAAGAGUUUUGGUGAAGGUGUACUGCACUCUAUGAAGUCACUGCUACACAGCAGAAAAGAGUUAUGCAAUGUAUCAGCGGAGGAAUGUCUAAAUCGGGAAGAACAAGAUAGUUUUAUUGAGAUUACAUUUAUAGGUUUUGCUGAAGAGAUGGGUACUGCUCAUUUGCAGGAGUUGGCAGCUGUUUCUGUAGAGCUUCCAGAUGUUCUGAAAUCGUUCCAGUUGUGCAAACUAAAAGAAAACGAGGUUAUAUUUCUAAAAGAUGUAAAGAAAACCUUGGCAAAACCUUAUGUCAUGAAACAUCAGAAUCAACUUCCUGAAGUGUUUUGUGUGAUGAGACUGUCUCCUUCAUUCCCAAGGAUCAAAGUUGAUUAUAUAUUUACCUUGCUGAGCAAGUAUACCACAGGCAUAAGAUAUGCAGUGGAAAUAAACUCAUCGCAAAAACGUCAAACAGAGACAUCCCAUGGAGAAGAUGAUGACACUAAUCAGUCAGUUUCUUCAAUUGAGGAUGAUUUUGUCACUGCUUUCGAACACUUAGAUGAAGAUGAGCCUUCAAAGAUACAAAGUGCUGGUGCAUGCAGCUUUACUUCUCGAAACCAUCGAGAUGCUGCUUCACAGACCAUCCCUGCUCAAUGUUCAGAAGCUGUUGACUCAAAGAUCCUUGUGGGUUCUGCACGUCGAAAGUCAUCUGCCAGAUCUUCUACUCUGAUUGAUAUUUUGGGACUUAAGGAACUGUCCUCAGUAAAAAAUUCAGUUACAACCUCAAUUUCUGAUCCUUGGAUACAAAGGAGUUUCUAUAAGCCAUAUAAUCCUUCUGAUCAAGGUGUUAAUUUUUUAUGUAAAACAUUGUUUUCUUCCUCUCCAGCUGAAUCCUCUGAGUCAGAUUGCUCCAGCCCAAGCCCCAUCAUCUUCUUAGAUGAAGAAGGGUAUCAAAAAAGCUUGAAGGCAAAACUUCAGUUGCCAAAAAUUCCAGUAGUGAAAGAUGGUAUAGAGGAUUCAGACUCAGAAGUAAGUGAAUUUUUUGAUAGUUUUGAUCAGUUCGAUGAGCUGGAACAAGCCUUGGAAAACUCUUGUAAAGUUAUUAGGGAUCCCAUCCUAGGGAAUCCCUCCCAGAAAAGGAGGACUGCACAUGAACAAUUGCCUUCUGCAAGCAUUACAAUGAAUCCUCAGAAAUUCAAGUUUGAUCGUCCCACUCUCCCAGCCAAUGUAAAGAAACCAACUCCUCGUAAACCAGAAUCACCAUAUAGCAGCAUCUUUGAUGUCCCGGAUUCCCCUCGCCCAGUUAAAACAUCAGGGGAAGAGAAUGGAGGCUUGUUCAGCCCUAUUAGAUCAUCGGCUUUCAGUCCACUAGGGAGCUGUGGUUCUUCUGAAUGUUUAUGUCGAAUUAAUCUUGGUGGAGAUGGGACAGGUCAAAAUCACCAUGAUGCAGUUCGUAAUAGUUAUUCAGCAUAUGCUGAUAGUGUUUCAUUUGAAAUACUGGGUUCUGUUUUUCAUUCUGAGUCCUCAUCAGAACAAGUAUGUGCAGGAAAUGAUUCGAAACACAAAAGGAUUGCUUUGAAAGUGAAAAAACGUCAAGCUGCAGAUCUCAAAAUGAAAACUAGUAAGGAGCCAGAUAAACAAGCAAAAUCUAAACAUAAGUCAUUAAUGAUUAGAGAUAGCAUUCAAAAAUUUGCAGCUGAAUUAGUUGAAAAAAGUUUUGGCAGUGCAUUUAAAGACCUACAAAAAGGCGUUUCUUCAUGCACCAAUGCACUUUGUCAUUUGGCUGCUAGGUUGACUUCUUCGGUCUUUCAAAUGGCCUUUUAUGAGAUUGGAAGACGUAGAGCAAUCUCCCUGAAGGAGCGUGCCAUUAAUGGGAUAGCAAACUUUUUGGUGAGCGAAGCUAUAACUGGUGCUUUGAAAGAACUGCGGCACGUAAAGAAACAAAUAUUUACCAACACCGUUGCACGGUUUGCGGCAGACCUUGCUGAAGAGCUUGUGUUUGAAGGAAUCAUGGAAGUAUGCCAGUUUUCAUAUCCAUCGACACCUACAGCUGCACAGCCUUCGUCAUUUGAUUAUGAAGACAAAGUGGUAAGAUCCUAUGCCAGAGAUUUGUCUGAAUCUGUCAUUCAGGAGGCUUUUAUUGAACUAUCUCAAGUUGAUGUGACCUUCACAACACAAGCAGCCAUUAGUGUUUCCAUGGACAACAUUAAAUAUGUCAGCGCAGAAAGUAUGUUAGAGUCAACACGGACUUCCACAGUUUUUCCUGAUUUUAAUGAUAGGGUAGCACUGAAGCCAAUCCAAGAUUCCAAGAAGGAAUAUACAGUACAGCAAGCUCUGUUUUGCACCUCUGGUGUUGUAAGUUCAAUACCUGUGCCCCUAGCUGGAAGAGCUCUUUGUCAACAUCAGGUUUCCUCUGAUGCUUAUAAAGCAAAAGUAUCCACUGCUCCGAAUUCUGAUGACAAUGUGAAAGUAUACAAAGACGUCGCCCAUCCAUUUUUCACAAGCAGAAGGAGAGAGGAGGAAGUCGCUUCUUUCAGAAAUGUAUACCUAACUUCAGAUCACAGUCAAAGUACUGAAAGUGCUCCAUCAAUCUUACAUAACCAAAAUGAUACCAAACAAACAAAUAACAGAUCUGGAAUGAACAAUAAUUCAGAAUUAACAAGUGGGUCAAAAGGCAUUAACACUUUCUCUGGAACCAUGGUAGAUAUGAUAGUAAAUGAAGCUUAUGAAGCCAUAACCUCAUCUAGAGUAACAAAAGCAGUAGAAGAGUAUACAGAUUUUUUAACAAGAAAAAUAAUAGAUAAAAAACCUUAUGUGCAAUGUAUUGGUGAAGAUUUCCCCAAGAAUAUGUUUGCAGAUCACUUGGCCAAGUAUGUCAUAAAACAAUCUGUGGAUGAAAGUAAAACUGUGUUAUGCAACACUAGUGAGAAUUUAGCACAUAAUGUGAGUUCACAGACUUAUGCAGAUACCAGUAGAAAAGAACAAAGUGUGAUAAAGAAGCAAGAGGCUGAGAAACAAAGUAAUGUUUCUGUAAUUGUGGAACAACAACAGAUGCCUUUGAAUAAUCCAUGUAAAUUUCUUCUUAGUCCAACUCAUUCUGUUCAGUGUUUUUCAGAAUCUAAAGAUCGUUGGCAGGAACAAAAAGGACACAGGUUUUCUUCAAAAUCACCACCUCCUUGUUCUGCUGUGACUUUUGCUAGGCAUGUUCUAGAGGACUUUACUGACACAGGAAGCUGCUCAAUAACAUACUUAAACAAGCCCUCAAAAAAGCAUGAUACUCAGAAACCAUCCUCAGGACCUUUGACUUACAGGCAGGCUGAUUGUUUUCUGCAUGCAAAUAGCUUUUCUUCAGUGAUGCUUGGCAGUGAAGAUGCUUUGCAUAUGGAAGAUAAAUCAAGUCUCAAAGAUGGAAAUACCUGUGUAAUGCCUGAUACACCCCCACCAACUCCUUUAGUACCAUGUCAAGGUAGUUCUGAAAGAAAUCUAAGAAAACUAUCUAAGAAACUCAAGGGAGAAUUGGCAAAGGAAUUCGCACCUGCAACACCACCUUCUACACCGUACAAUCCAUCCGUUACUGGUUUGUCUGAAACUGAACAUGACUCUUUGGAAAAUGAGGAAUUUAUGCGGAAACUCAUGCGGUCGCUUUCUGAAGAAGUGGAAAGUAGUGAAGAUGAAGAUCAUUCUGAAAUGCCCGUUGAAAAAGAGGAGUGUUCAGAAAAAACAAUUCAGUAUGCAGAUUGCUUAGCUAGCCAUAUAAUUUCAAUAGCUACUGAAAUGGCUGCUUCCCAUUUAGAUGGUAAAACAAAUGAAAGAGAAGCUGAUAGACGGGUUCAGUUAGAUAUGCAAAACAAAAGAUGUGGAUAUACUGCAUUUAUAAAUAUCCCAGAAGAGACGUGCAAUUCCUUAUGGAAUUAUGCAGGUGAUAUGGCAGGAAAAGUCAUCAAUGAGGCGAAGAAAAUAGUGAAAUCAAGGCACUGUAAACUGUUGAGGUUGAAGCGAGUUAACUGUCAGGUGGAUUGCAUUUAUCUGAGAAAAGGCGAUAAAGAUUAUAGUUCAAAAGAACGGUGCGGUCCAGUGCACGACCAGUGGCCCAGGGAGAGAGAUUCAUCUGUACUUCCUUUACCACAAGGUUCAGGCAUGACAGGUUUGACUUCCAAAUACCCAAGCUGUGAAAGUGUGACUGAUGAAUACGCAGAUCAUAUUAUUCGAGUUUUGAAAAGAGAAGGUGGUAAUGCUGAACUGUUAAUGGAUCAGUACGCUAGCAGACUUGCUUACAGGUCUAUCAAAUCAGGCUUACAGCAAGCUGCUAGAAAAACCAAGUUGAGAUACAACAGAAAGACAUUUCCUGGGCAAAACGCACAGGUAAAUGGUAAGCUGGAGCUGAUCAAAGCAGAUAAAGAUGCAGUACAGCAAGUGAAAAGCAGCAUUCAUCGCUGUGAAGAUCAAACAUAUGAAAGGAGUAUCGGCACACAGAGAACAGAAUGUACAGAGUUGUUACAUUUUUCAGAAUCCCUUGCUCGCAGUAUCACUUGCGAUGUCAGGAAGAAAAUGAAAAUGUCGGGAGCCUGUUUGCCAAAGUCUCUAACAGAUUCCUGUUUAUAUAAAAAGACUGAAUUUGAUGAAGUCACAGGGGAUCUUAUUAAAACAAGAUUUUCUAGGACAUUUCUUCCUUUCUCUCCAGAUCAUAAACUGUAUCAUAGUACAGGCAGUUUAAAUGAAAAUGGCUACAGUGAAGGCAUAAUUCAAGCUAUAGAACAAUAUGCUAGGAAAGUAGCAGAUGAUACUCUAGAAAUGAGUUUAGAGUCGGCUGUUCUCCAUGUGGCUGAAAACAGAAAAAAUGGGGAUAGGCUUUCAUAUACUGAGAAACUGUCUCCUUUUUCUGGAACUGUCUGUAGAUGCUGCAGUAUGAAGGAACAUCGGUACUGUACAGAAAGUACAUCUCGUCAUCUGCCCGUGCAAGAAUCCUCCAUGCCAGUGAGGCAUUUUCUUCAUUCUCGAUUGGGUGGUGCCUGUCAAAAAUCAAGAGUGUUUCAGCUUGAUAUUCCUAAAAUUCAUGUUGAUGUAGAACAGAAGACAGUGUUCUCUGACAAGGGGGCUACUGCGACAGUAGAGAAAGCAGGAGAGCUGAGUUACACAAGUCUGACAGCUGACAGUGGUAUUGGACAAGAUGGAGUCAGUUUUGCUGAAAGCCUUACUACUGAAAUAAUGACAUCAGCUAUGACUAAUAUUGGUCAGGCAGUUAACAUAAGCUCUGUUGGAAGAGAAGGAUUUCACUCUGUUGAAUCUAUUGUUAGCCAGCAGAUGAGUCUUAGUAUUGGUGAUGAUAGCACUGGGAGUUGGUCCAAUCUAAGUUUUGAAGAUGAACAUCCUGAUGAGAGCAGCAGUUUUCUUCACCUCAGUGACAGUUCAGCUGUGUUCUCUUCUUCUCCUGGCAGUAAUGGUAACAGCAGUAGCUGGAGCAGUCUUGGUUUAGAAGGGGAUAUGUAUGAGGAGAAUUUAUCCUUUCCAACAUCAGACAGUGAUGGAACAGAAGAUAAAGAUGAAGACUCCAAGGAUGCUGUAGAAGGUUUGGAGCAAAUACGAAAGACUUUAGCAAUAGUGAAUAUUGAUCUGGAACCAAAUCUAGUGGACCCCCAGCUCAGAGCAGCACUCCAGUGGCUGGCGGCUUCUGAAACAGAGGUGUCUGAUCUUCACUUUCAUGACAGUGCUACAAGGGAAUUUGUCUUUCUUUCCAGAAGACUGCGAGAAAGAGAUUGGAAAGUUGGAGAUCUCUUGCAAGCAGUGCUGAAAUACUGUGAAAUGAUAGAGAAGGCGUCUGAUGGAGAGCAAGCUCUAAAUAAGUCUUUGGUUGGUUGGCUUCUGGAAAAUGUCUGAAAAAUCCAAAGAUGCAACACUCUUCACUUCAUUCCUCUUUUGAAAGGAGAUAGAAAGAACACAUAUGUAAAGUAAAAUUCAACUAAUGAAUGUUCAAGUAAUUGUCAGCAUUUAAAAGACUUUGAGGUGAAAGUCAAAAUAGCUGUGCUGUGCUUUGUGAUACUGUGCACAUGGUAUGUUUAUUCAGUCCAUAAUCGGUAUUGUCCACCCACGUAUAACUUGUAUUUACUGCUGUGUUCAGACCAUUGAAAUAUUUAUGAAAAAAAUCCCUUGUCUAUGAUAGUAGCUCAGAGGAGACAGUCUCAGGCAUGAUAUUCAGGAUUCCUGCUGUGCCAGGAUAGCUCUUUUCCCACUUGUAUGUGUGCUGUAUUCACAGCGGGACUGAGAGCACUGAUGUUCUGCAAAAAUCUGUUCUGGAAUACCUUGCUGCAGACAAUGGAAAAAAUUGCCAACGUUGGCCCGGUGUUAUGUGCCCAAGGGCACCAUUGAGAAGGUAGGGAAGGCACAGGAAGAAAAUUGCGACCUGCCCAAGCAGCCCCUUAAUACAGUCUGGCUUCAUAGCCACCUUUAUCAAGUUUAACUUUAUGUGAAGAUGUGAGAGUCUACUCUGAAAUUGUUGAGGUGCAAAUACAUGUUCCCUUUUGUUUACUACUAUAGAGCUGGUAACUUGUGGUAGAAGGGCAGAGUGGGUAGCUGAGCAUAAUUCCAUACAUAAUUCUUCAGCAAGGUUUCCUGAAGCUUGCCAAUCAAGUUUAAAUUGCUAAAUUUCUUACUGAAGCUUUUUGUAUGCAGAUACUUCUAUGACAUUAAUUGUGUGUUGAAGAAUUUGUAUGUUAGUCUCUCACAUAGAAGUGUUAAAAGUAGCAGAUAGAAACUUCUGAGGAUUUUGGCCAUCUUUUUGACUAGUCUAAUUCUUUAUUUUUUAGCCUCUAUAUAUGAAUUUUCUUUUCAGUAAUAAAGAGAAUUUGGUUACUCAGUGAGCACUUAAGCGUUUAGCAAAGAAAGCUAAUUAAAACGUAAAGGGGAAAUUUCUUGAAAAUUGAUUUUUCAU
This is a messenger RNA of Gymnogyps californianus (California condor), 6958 nucleotides long. It is a transcript of the gene AKAP11, whose product is annotated as A-kinase anchoring protein 11. The record is from RefSeq and is a predicted model, not a curated record. The transcript has 11 exons. Gene Ontology annotation, biological process: intracellular protein localization. Lineage: Eukaryota; Metazoa; Chordata; Aves; Accipitriformes; Cathartidae. Gene Ontology annotation, cellular component: cytoplasm. Gene Ontology annotation, molecular function: protein kinase A binding. Bases 1 to 5907 code for a protein of 1968 amino acids.